AUGAGCGAAUUCGACGUAGUGAUCAUCGGUACCGGCUGGAGCGGCCUCUCCGCAGCCCGCGUCUUGCAGGCGAAGGGGAAGAAGGUCCUAGUGCUCGAGGCGCAGGACCGUCGGGGCGGACGCGCGCUCUCGAAGACCAUCGAUGGGAUGAUCGUGGACGUUGGGUGCAGCAUGAUACACGGGUAUGACAAGGGGAACCCGGCGAGGGAGAUCGCGGAGGAGUUCGGCGCGGACGUGCAAGUGCUACAGGGAUCUAUGCCGCGCUUAAUCGCUCACGGGGAGGGCACGCAGACCCUCGAGGCUGGCGCUGUGGUCGCCGAGGCGGGAAAAGCCGGUGCAGGCGGCAUCGACCUGUCUCAGGUCGAUCGCGCCACCGUGUCGAACACCAAGUCCCUCUAUGAUCACUUCGCCUCCCACUCCCCUCCAAAGGACGCCCUCGCGUUCUUGCGUCUCAACGAGCUUGGUCCGGGCAUCCCCCUCGAGACGAUCUCGCUCAAGUACUGGAAGUACGAGCGGAAUCUUGCUGGUGUGGAUGCUGCGCCGGUGAAGGGAUACGCGUCACUGGUGGAGGAUAUUUGGAAGAGUGUGGAGAGCGCAGCCACGAACCCGGUCAAAGUGAUCUUGAACGCGGAAGUGACAGCGCUUGAAUAUCUUGUGGCGGCCGGCACGGUGAAGGUGACAACGAAGGACCCGCGCGACUCCGCCUCGGCCCCCACCACGUAUACCGUCCCCAUUGUCCUGAGCACCAUCCCCCUCGGCGUCCUCAAGGAGAGAGCGCUAACAUCCUUCUUCUCCCCGACCCUCCCACCCUCCACCCUCGGCGCCCUCUCGCGCUCCAGAUCCGGCGACCUCAACAAGAUCUACCUCUCUUACCCCUCCGUCUGGUGGCCCGGAGGUGACGAGAAGUUUGUCCUCCUCGGCCCCUCCACGCCCAUCCCCUCCCCUUCCUCCCUCGCCUCCCCGGACGACAUCUGGGCGCACACGACGCUCAUCGCCGAGAACGUCGCCGCGUCGAUUUCCUCCCGCGCGAGCACUGCGAACAAGGCGGUCCUCCUGUUCAUGGUCGGCGCGAACGCCGCGCAGGCGCUCGAGCGAUUCACGGACGCGGAGAUCCAGGCCUCGCUGCAUGCCUUCCUUGUCCGCAAGCUCGGUGGGCCAGGGACUACGGCGCCGACGCCGUCGUCGAUCUUGGUGACGCGCUGGCGGGCGGACCCGUGGGCGCGGGGCGCGGCCUCAACGCCUGUAACGGUGGAUAACGAUGGCCCAUUGGACUUCAUCGAGCUCAGCCGCUCGGUCUGGGAUGAUCAUCUGUUCUUCGGUGGCGAGCAUACAGAGCUGGACCACCAUGGCAGUGUGCCAGGGGCGAUCUUGAGUGGAGAAAGGGAGGCGAACAAGAUUCUGACCGCAUUCAAGGCGAGGCAGUAG
Schizophyllum commune H4-8 is the source of this 1425-nucleotide messenger RNA. RefSeq names its product FAD/NAD(P)-binding domain-containing protein. NCBI's taxonomy places the organism in Eukaryota, Fungi, Basidiomycota, Agaricomycetes, Agaricales, Schizophyllaceae. Bases 1 to 1425 code for a protein of 474 amino acids. Gene Ontology annotation, molecular function: oxidoreductase activity. The record is from RefSeq and is a predicted model, not a curated record. The transcript is spliced from 2 exons.